This is a messenger RNA of Triticum aestivum (bread wheat), 752 nucleotides long. RefSeq names its product bidirectional sugar transporter SWEET6a-like. Gene Ontology annotation, molecular function: sugar transmembrane transporter activity. Gene Ontology annotation, biological process: carbohydrate transport. The record is from RefSeq and is a predicted model, not a curated record. NCBI's taxonomy places the organism in Eukaryota, Viridiplantae, Streptophyta, Magnoliopsida, Poales, Poaceae. Bases 1 to 426 code for a protein of 141 amino acids. The transcript has 4 exons. Gene Ontology annotation, cellular component: membrane.
AUGAAACAUAGAGAAUGGGAACUUGUUCGCACGUACCUCGACCGCAGGCCGACGUUAUGGCGGAUCAUCAAGAACAAGGACGUGGAGGAGUUCAAGUCGGACCCGUACCUAGCGACGCUGCUCAACUGCAUGCUCUGGGUGUUCUACGGCAUCCUCUACGUCAUAUUCGGCUCGGCAAUGUACGCCUCCCUGCUCACCAUCAUGGGUAAAGUGAUCAAGAACAAGAGUGUCGAGUACAUGCCCUUCUUCCUGUCGCUGGUGAGCUUCCUCAACGGCGUCUGCUGGACGUCCUACGCUCUCAUCAAAUUCGACCUCUACGUCACAAUCCCCAAUGGCCUCGGUGCGCUAUUCAGCCUCGUCCUGUACGCCUGCUACUACAGGCCGACCCCCAAGAAGGAGAAGAGCGUAAAGCUCAAAUGUGAUUGAAGGCUCCUGGCUCCUUGACUGCAAUAAAAAGUGCUAGCUACAGUAAGAACAAGGGAAUCUAGAGACCGAGACUGAUAGAAAAGGCUAGGCUACUUCUAUUCGUUAUUCGUUUCCCAUAUGAUUUUCCAUAUUUUACCAUAAAAAUAGGAUGUUUUUAGCCAUUUAUUGUUAGUACUGAAAUCAGGCAUAAAGGAUUUUACGGGAGGUAAAGAAGUUAUUUCAACAACGUUCCUGUCAUCAAAUCCUGAUUCAACAAAGCCAUGCCAGCUGUGUUGGUCGUUCCUCCGAUUCAAAGUUCUCUUGGAUUCCAAAAAGCAUCGCUACCC